AGGAACAGUGUGCGUGCCUUGAAGUGUAUGCGCAGAGAGUCGUGCUGAACAAGACAUCGUCCAAACUUUUCUUUAUUUUUGUUUAAAACCGCAUUGACAACAUGUCUAAACCUCUCACUGACCAGGAAAAGCGCAAACAGAUCAGUGUCCGUGGCAUAGCUGAGCUCGGGGAUGUUGCCGAAAUCAAAAAGAGUUUCAACAGGCAUCUUCACUUUACCCUCGUAAAGGACCGUAAUGUGGCCACUCCACGCGACUAUUUCUUCGCGCUAGCUCACACGGUGCGGGAUCACGUGGUGGGCCGCUGGAUCCGCACUCAGCAGUAUUAUUAUGAAAAGGACCCGAAGCGCGUCCACUAUCUGUCUCUGGAGUUCUAUAUGGGAAGAACUCUACAGAACACUAUGAUUAAUCUCGGGCUGCAGAACGCAUGUGAUGAGGCCAUCUACCAGCUUGGACUGGAUUUGGAAGAACUAGAGGAGAUUGAAGAAGAUGCUGGACUGGGAAACGGAGGUCUUGGGCGCCUAGCAGCUUGUUUUUUGGACUCUCUGGCAUCUUUGGGUUUGGCAGCAUAUGGUUAUGGCAUUCGUUACGAGUUUGGCAUCUUCAAUCAGAAGAUCUUCAAUGGCUGGCAGGUUGAGGAAGCUGAUGAUUGGCUUCGCUAUGGUAACCCAUGGGAGAAGGCCCGUCCAGAAUACAUGCUACCUGUGCAUUUCUAUGGCCGAGUGGAGGAAACUCACGAAGGACCAAAGUGGGUUGACACCCAGGUGGUGCUUGCUAUGCCUUACGACACUCCUGUGCCUGGUUAUAAAAAUAACACUGUAAACACUAUGAGACUGUGGUCUGCCAAAGCACCUAAUGAUUUCAACCUGAAAGAAUUUAAUGUGGGUGAUUAUAUCCAGGCUGUUCUGGACCGAAACCUUGCAGAAAACAUCUCACGGGUGCUCUAUCCCAAUGACAAUUUUUUUGAAGGCAAAGAGCUCCGAUUAAAGCAGGAGUACUUUGUGGUGGCUGCGACUCUUCAGGAUAUUAUCAGACGCUUUAAAUCAUCAAAGUUUGGGUGCAGGGAUCCCGUGCGGACCUCUUUUGGGACAUUCCCUGACAAGGUGGCGAUCCAGCUAAAUGACACUCAUCCAGCGCUGGCGAUUCCUGAGCUCAUGAGAAUCCUGGUGGAUAUUGAACAUCUGGACUGGGAGAAGGCAUGGGAGAUUACCAAAAAGACAUGUGCGUACACAAACCACACAGUGUUACCUGAGGCUCUUGAGCGCUGGCCUGUUUACAUGUUUGAGAAGCUUCUACCACGUCACCUGCAGAUCAUCUAUGAGAUCAACCGACAACAUUUGGAAAGAAUUUCUGCGCUGUAUCCAGGCGAUGUUGAUCGUUUGCGCAGGAUGUCUCUGAUCGAGGAAGGUGAUCCAAAGAGGAUCAACAUGGCUCAUCUGUGCGUGGUGGGUUCACACGCCGUCAACGGUGUUGCACGGAUUCACUCCGAGAUCGUCAAAACCACUGUGUUUAAGGACUUCUGUGACAUCGAGCCAGAGAAGUUUCAGAACAAGACAAAUGGCAUCACACCUCGCCGUUGGCUGGUGCUCUGUAACCCCGGCCUUGCUGACAUCAUCGCUGAGAAAAUUGGCGAGGAGUUUUUGACAGAUCUGUUCCAACUGAAAAAGCUGUUGAAAUUCAUUAAUGAUGAAGUGUUCAUUCGGGAUGUGGCCAAAGUUAAACAGGAGAAUAAGCAGAAAUUUGCAGCAUACCUAGAGAAGGAGUACAAAGUGAAGAUAAAUCCAGAGUCCAUAUUUGAUGUCCAUGUCAAAAGAAUUCAUGAGUACAAGAGACAACUGCUCAACUGCCUUCAUGUCAUCACUUUAUAUAACCGAAUCAAGAGGGAACCAAACAAGAGGUUUGUUCCCAGGACAGUAAUGAUUGGUGGAAAGGCAGCACCAGGUUAUCACAUGGCAAAGAUGAUCAUCAAACUGAUCACAUCAGUAGGGGAGGUUAUAAAUAAUGAUCCCGUCGUGGGAGACAGACUUAAAGUGAUUUACCUGGAAAACUACAGGGUCUCACUGGCGGAGAAGGUCAUCCCCGCUGCUGACCUCUCCGAGCAGAUCUCCACGGCAGGUACAGAAGCUUCCGGUACAGGAAACAUGAAGUUCAUGCUGAACGGCGCUCUGACCAUCGGCACCAUGGACGGAGCCAACGUGGAGAUGGCAGAAGAGGCAGGAGAGGAAAACCUCUUUAUCUUUGGCAUGAGGGUGGAGGAUGUGGAGGCCAUGGACAAAAAAGGAUACAACGCCAGAGAAUAUUAUGAGCGCCUGCCCGAGCUUAAACAGGUGAUGGAUCAAAUUAGGACAGGAUUUUUCAGUCCCAACGAGCCUGAACUCUUCAAAGAAGUUGUGAACAUGCUCAUGGAACAUGAUAGGUUCAAAGUGUUUGCAGAUUAUGAGGCUUACAUCAGCUCUCAGGAAAAAGUUAAUGAACUUUACAAGAAUCCAAAGGAAUGGACCAAAGUGGUCAUCAAGAACAUUGCCGCUUCUGGAAAGUUCUCCAGUGACCGCACCAUAGCGGAGUACGCCCGCGAAAUCUGGGGGGUGGAGCCAUCUGAUGUGAAGAUCCCGCCACCCAAUGUACCUCGUGAAUGAGGAAGUCAUGAACCUCAGUGGUUUGAUGAUGUCUUUCUGAAUCUCAGCAAGUGCCUUGACUGGUGUUACCCGCUGAACAGAUUCAGGUUUCUCUCACUAUGCAUAAAUACUGUACAGGUGGAACCUCCUUAAAAUGCAUAAAAACGUAACUCCAUGCGCUUUUACAUUGUAGGCAUGUUUGCAGUCACUAUAAGGAUACUGUUAUAUUCACGCGCACAUGCUGUAUUUGGUUUUAUAUAGGUUUGCAUUAAUCCAGCUUUAAUUUGUGGGAAUCAAGGCUAAUUCAGGGACCAUUCGUUUUUUUAUGGGCCCAUCUUCAGUAAAAUGAGCAGAUGGCUUCUAUUUGUUCUUCCUUUAUUUUUGUGCACUUCACAUGCUGUUUUUCAAUUAGAAAUACUCACUGCUCACAAUAGAAAUCACACUUUAGUAUAUUUCAAAACCUGUUAGACAGGACUAGAGUUGCAGAUCAGUCUUUACUAUGCAUUUUAUUGUGGCAUCAAACCGUUGGGAACAUCUGGGAUUUAAAUAUGUUGUGGCUUGGUGGUUGUAUUCAGUCUCAAAAAGUGCAAAUGCAAACUGCAUUAAUGUUAUAGCCUUACAGUAUCUAAGUAGGCCUAUGCUUUUAUUUAAGCUCUUCAGUACAAGUUAAAGGUGCCUGUGUGUGUUACUGUGCAAAAUUAAAAACAAGUAAAGAAUAUGUACAGACAAUGUUAACAUGAUACACGGCAGCUGAUUGAUGUAAACUUCCAGGAAUCCAUGUAUAUCCAUUUAUAUCCUUUAAAUGGUUUCUUUGUUAAUGUCAACUUCUAUUCUGUUUUGCAUAGCAUCAGGAAAUGUUAAGGUGUUUGUGCUUAUGUCUCUGUGAAUGCACGUAACUUAGAUUUACAGUGGUUUGAACUUUGAUCAUUGCACACCCUGAAUACAGAUCAGAUCAGCUCGCUAUUUACUGGAAUUUAGAUUUCAAACUCUCUUGAAUGUAUGCAUAAUAUGGAUAUUGCCUUAAAACCAUACUCGCUCAUUGUACGUAGGCCUUAUCUUCUCGCUAGAUUUUAUAAGUAGUUUAUGGGAUUUACAUUGUUAGUACCAUGUUAACAAACAAUAAAAAUGCUGAAUUAAUGUUUUGCAUUCAUAGAAAGGUAAAGUAAUAUUAUUUCACAGAUGUGUUAUCUGAGCAGAGGUCUCACAGCAUUGUAAUGAUGAAUGUGUUAAACAGUUUCUGUGUAUGGUAGUGAUUAAAGGGUUAAAGCCACAACCUGAAACAAAUUAAAUCAAUAAAGAGGGAGACCUCCGCCUUAAACUGCUUUAACUAGAAGGGGUUUGUUGGUCAUAAUCUGAAGGAAAAGCAAAUAAUGCUCGGCUAACAGCAUUUGUGUGAACUAUGAGUGACCCUGUCUGUGAAAUCCAGGCUAAAGUCUAAAUUCCCGGCUAAAUUGUGAGAUUAGGGGCUUUAGUUUCAAUUAUUAUUUUCACUUCAAUUUCAAUCUUUAAUGUGAACUUAAGUCAAUAAUAAAGAUAUUAAGGUUGUAUUUUCACAGAAUUUUCUUUACAUUUACAUAGGAUGAUUUUAUGAAGAAAACAAUAAAUCACACACACAAAAAAAAGAGAUAAAAAACCAAUGCUUUUCAUUUUUUAGUAGGCUUACUUUAUUGUUUAAAAACAUAGCCUACUGUACUACAUCUGUGCAUGUGUCCAGUAAGUUUUAGCAGCUUACAGGAAAACAAACAUUGUAAACCACUCAUGAUAUAAUUUGAAAAAGUAAAAGUUGCUGCUUAAAUAACCAGGAUGUAUUUCAUUCAAAAAAAUCUAUAUAAUUGUAAAAUAUAACAAAUGUUCAAUUCAAAUAUAUGCUUAAUUUGGUCAACAUCAACAAAGAGGGCAGAAUAUAAUCUACAGAACAGUAACAUCCAAAUAUACUGUGGUCCCAAUAUAAUUUUUUUUUACAUUCUAGUACAAUAAAAUAUAGCAGUGUGUGCGAUCAUUUUUAAUAGUUUUUGGUCUUAAAUAUGGUUGUAUUAUGUUGGAUUAUUGCGCUCCUCUGGAAAACUUCUGUAUAGUCCUUCAAAAAUGUGUUUAUCUCCAGUGUAUCAGUCCAUUCUGAGCCCCCCCCCCC
This is a messenger RNA of Paramisgurnus dabryanus, 4743 nucleotides long. RefSeq names its product phosphorylase, glycogen; brain (gene pygb). Gene Ontology annotation, cellular component: cytoplasm. Gene Ontology annotation, molecular function: glycogen phosphorylase activity; pyridoxal phosphate binding. Lineage: Eukaryota; Metazoa; Chordata; Actinopteri; Cypriniformes; Cobitidae. Gene Ontology annotation, biological process: glycogen catabolic process. The record is from RefSeq and is a predicted model, not a curated record.